AUGCAAGAAGCCAAGAAACCCUUUGUGAAGAAUACUCAAGUUGAGAAGCAAGUGGAUAAACAGCCUCCGAAGUUUGCUCCUAAAGAAGGAGGUAUGAAAACUCCUAUUCAAUGCUUUAAAUGUCAUGGCUUCGGUCAUCGAGCAAGUGAAUGCCCUAAUCGUAGAGCGUUUAUUUUGAGAGACACUUGUAGUGAGGAUACGAAAGAAUGUGAGGAAGGAGAUGACGAGGGCGAUCAUGAAAAUGAACAACUUGGUAGUGAUGAAGGGGAUAUGGAGGGUGAUGAUAAGGACAUUGUCCCACUCUACUUAUCUAGGAGAAUCAUGCCAUGUAUGGCUAAACCUCAAGAAGGGAAGGUCACUAUUCCAAACUAUGUGGUCCGAUGGACAAUGAUAAGCAAAGCCAUGGAUGAUCCUAGUCAACGGGAGAACCUUUUUCAUUCCAAGUGUAUCAUCAAUCAAAAUGUGUGUAUCAUGAUAAUUGAUAGUGGGAGUUAUGCGAAUGUUGCAAGUACGACUCUAGUUGAUUUCUUGAAACUCUCCACCACCCGUUAUGAACACCCUUACAAACUUCAAUGGCUCAAUGAGUGUGGAGAAUUGAAAGUGACCCGACAAGCUAUUAUUAAAUUCAAAGUUGGGAAGUAUCAAGAUGAGAUCCUAUGUGAUGUAAUUCCCAUGCAAGCUUGUCACCUUCUACUUAGGCGACCUUGGCAAUAUGAUGGGUCAACCAUGCAUGAUGGUAGAACCAAUCGAUAUACACUUGUCCACAAUGGGGUCAAACAUGUGAUGUGCCCAAUGUCUCCUCUUCAAGUUGGUGAGGUCUAUCACAAAAUGAGAGAGUUGAAAGAGAAGGGCAAGGGAGCCUUGCAAUCAAACGUGGUGGAUUUUGAUAAUGUGUUACCAACGGAACUCCCACAAGGAUUACCAACCUUGAGGGGAAUUGAGCACCAAAUUGACUUUGUCCCGGGGUCUCAAUUGCUAAACAAACCAGCUUAUAGAGACAACUCGGAUGAUACUAAGGAGCUUCAAAGAAGUUUUCAUGGAUUGGCUAGUUUUCAUAGGCGGUUUGUUAAGGGGUUUAGUACCAUAGCUGCUCCUUUGACCGAGGUAAUCCAAAAGGAUAAACCUUUUUCUUGGGGUGUGGAGCAAGCAAAGGCUUUUGAAUCUCUAAAACAAAUGCUUAGCUCUGCACCGUUGUUGCAAUUACACGAUUUUGACAAAAUCUUUGAAAUUGAAUGUGAUGCUAGUAAAGUAGGUAUUGGUGUCGUUUUGAUGCAAGACCAAAAACCCAUUGCCUAUUUUAGUGAAAAGCUUAAGGGUGCGACGCUGAAUUACUCCACCUAUGAUCUUGAAUUGUAUGCUUUGAUUAGAGAUUUGG
Lycium ferocissimum is the source of this 1375-nucleotide messenger RNA. RefSeq lists its product as uncharacterized. Gene Ontology annotation, molecular function: nucleic acid binding; zinc ion binding. The transcript has 3 exons. The record is from RefSeq and is a predicted model, not a curated record. The annotation marks the transcript as partial. NCBI's taxonomy places the organism in Eukaryota, Viridiplantae, Streptophyta, Magnoliopsida, Solanales, Solanaceae.